Necator americanus (New World hookworm) is the source of this 1098-nucleotide messenger RNA. RefSeq lists its product as uncharacterized. The transcript has 4 exons. Bases 1 to 1098 code for a protein of 365 amino acids. The record is from RefSeq and is a predicted model, not a curated record. Lineage: Eukaryota; Metazoa; Nematoda; Chromadorea; Rhabditida; Ancylostomatidae.
AUGCAUUCGUUAGCAACAACCAUUCGUUUCGUCACGCUGAACCGCCGAACACUAGCGAAUGAACUCCAAGCCGCCCUGUCUGGGCUUCUGCGAUAUCUCUGUGUGCCUUUUGCUGCACUGCAGGAAACACGCGUGGGAGAUCGGCCCGUCACCAGCAUCGAAAAUUACACCAUAUACUGCGGCGAUGCUGAUGAGAACAAAAUGCGCCUUUCUACGACUGCGGGAUCGCAGAACACCACAUACUGUUGCACUGCACGAAACGUAAACAGAGGACGUAAACACUGGAUCGUAAGUGCUCACGCACCUACGGAAACCGCUGAGGACAACAGUAAGGACGCCUUCUAUGAUAAACUCAAUGCGUUGAUGUCUAAAAUACCCAGGAAGCAGGUGGACAUUGUCGGAAUCGAUGCAAAUGCGAAUAUGGGACUCGAGCAGCAAUCCGAUGUGCUAGGAAAAUGGUACUAUCCAGCGAAGCGCACGUCGGACAACGGUGAACGUCUGGUCGACUCAUGUGAACAGACGGACCUCAUCAUCUCUUUCAUGUUUGAUAGGAAUCAUCGACGCUAUCACAUUAUGUGGCAGGGGUCAAUAAAUUUAACGCCUGAAGAGCAGCGCAAGCGGAAGAUAAAGACUCUUAAGCUUCAGCUCGACUACGUUCUGGCGAGGGACAUUCCUCGGUCAGAUAUCCGAAAAUCUAGAGCUGUUUGGGACGUCGCGUUCGACUCUGACCACCGUCCAGUUCUUCUCAGCUUCAACACACGGUUCCACAAAAAAAACCGAGGAGUUCCUCUUCAAUCAACAUCGCAGAGGGAUCACUUCAAGACUUUGCUGCACCAGCAAGCGUCGUCUGUUCCUGAACUUGGGCACGUUGAUAGACCGAAAUAUGCGGUUAACGAGGAACCACCGACCGAGUCGGAGCCGCCCAAGUACAAGCAGAUGUGGGUCUCCGCGAGACCUCAAACGGAGAUCAGGGUGGACGGCCAACCGAUCGAACUCAUCGAUGAGUUACGUUACCUGGGCUGUAUGCUAAAGAACAACGACAGCUACGAGGAAGAUAUUCAGCAAAUAUGCGCUAAGGCCACUACUGCAUCUCCAUAA